Messenger RNA from Haliotis rufescens (red abalone), 1000 nucleotides. RefSeq names its product putative defense protein 3. The transcript has 4 exons. Bases 114 to 854 code for a protein of 246 amino acids. Lineage: Eukaryota; Metazoa; Mollusca; Gastropoda; Lepetellida; Haliotidae. The record is from RefSeq and is a predicted model, not a curated record. Gene Ontology annotation, molecular function: oxidoreductase activity, acting on metal ions.
CAUGCCGUCGACAAGCGACGUCACAUCACACAUACGGGUCCUUCCAUAAUAUCUUCCCCCCAAAGGUUCUGCUGGAACACCAUCGCCAGAUUGUAUUGAAGCUCUGUGUCAGAAUGUCUUUGUUUGUGUUUUGCGCAUUGUUUGCCGUUUCCGUUGCCUACCCCGACGGAGCCCCGGAGUUGGGAUGCUACACAAGUCGCCCAAUGCACGAUGAAUUUCUUGGGCAAUGGACGCCAGCCCCGUACGUCCUUGAACUUAACCUGACCAAUGGCGCACGGACAUACUCGACCGGACAGUCAGUGGCAGUGACCUUGAAGGCCACGCACCCCGACUUCACGAUCCGUGGCUUCCUGGUGACUCUCCUGACGUCAAGCGGGAUCACUGGCGGCACCUGGAAGAACUUGACCUCGGACUCUAAGGUCAUCACGGACUGCGGGGUGACUCAGUCAGUGAGCAGAGGCAGGGACUCCGUCACCAUUGUCUGGGAGGCACCCACAGCUCAGGAGCUCGACCUUGAGACCAUCCAGUUUAAGGCCAUCGCCGUCCACAACUUCUCCGUCUACUGGGACCACAUCCUCUCACCGCCUCUCAAACCAGCCGUGGACUAUUCAAAACUACAGUUUCAGCAGCUUCUAGAUGAGCUGAAGAAGUUCUCUGACAUGGCAUCAAUUGGUAACUUUGGCUUUGACCUUAACGUCCCCUCUCCGUCCUCCUCGUCUUCAUCCUCUUCCUCGUCUUCUUCAUCCUCCUCCUCCUCCUCCUCCGGCAGGAACGGCAGUAACAGGAAGGCAAGGAAGCAGCCUAGGGAUUCUCGUAACCAUGGCAAGUCACAUGGUUCCAGAGCUUUCCGCUAGAACUCUUCAUGGCAAGACUGUAUCCUUGGUAAUAUUGAUUGUGGGGUUAAACUUGAUCUGCAAUGUUUCUGGCAGCACGAUUCUUCACACCACCGUGACGUUGCCAACACCUUACCUUUGUCAUUUGUAAUAAAAGGUUGCCACUU